AAAAUGACAGAAGAAGAUAUUUGUUUGAAUAUUUAACAAGGAGAAGUAUAUAUAAUAAUAAUAAUAUGAAAGUGUAAAAAAAAUGAUGGUAAUCUUCGAGAGAUAUUCAAUGUUUUAUCUACAUUUAACAACCCAUAUAUAUUGUAUAAUGAAAAAUAUUUAAAACUGAAAAAAUUAUUAGAUGAAUAAGAUUCGGAUCAAGGGAUGCAAAAUAUAUUAGGUUAAGAUCUAUUUAACAAUGAGAAUGAUUAUUAUUAGGAAUUUUAAAAUUUAGAAUAAAUGAUAAAGUCUAAUAAUAUGAUAGAAGUAGAAAAGGAUGUCAUAUAGAGAAAGAUUGCUUAAUAAUUAGUUAAUGAAUAUUAAGCAUAAUUGAAACUUAAUGAGAAUUAGUUAUUUGGAUUGAUUUAUAGUCAUAAAAAUAACGAGAAAUUUGGUAACUUUUUAAUAAUGAAGAAUCAGCAAAUAGAAUCAUUAGAAUGUAAUUGACUUAAUAGAAUUAUAAUUUAAGAGGUUUAAGCUGAGAGAGAAGUGACCACUUUGUUUAAAGAUAAUGAAUUAACUAAACUAUGUGCAAUCUUGGGUUAUGCUGAAUUCUUUAAUGAUGAAAGAGAAAAAUAAGUGUCUGCUCUAAGUUUAAAUGGUUCAUUAUAUUUGUUGAAAUUCGAUAAUCAACGAGAGUUAAUAAGUUGUUUGGAUUACGUUAAUGGAUAGGCUUCCUCUAUUAGAAUUUAGGAUAUAGCUGUUAAAAACUCAGAAGGAGUGAGAUAUUUUUUGAUAAAGUAAUGAGAU
Molecule: messenger RNA, 789 nt
Organism: Paramecium sonneborni
Lineage: Eukaryota; Ciliophora; Oligohymenophorea; Peniculida; Parameciidae
Source: the annotation of a GenBank genome assembly